AUGGAAAUAGACAAUUCUAUUGGAUCUAUAACUGGUUUUGAUUUAGCUAUAGUAGUAAAAUCUGGUUUAAAAGAUAUUAAUAUUGUUAAUGAAGCAAUGAGCUUUUUAUAUAUUCGAGGAAACAAUAGUUAUGAUGAGGAACUUAUUAAAAUAUGGCAAGAAACAAUUGCUUCUUGA
Dentiscutata erythropus is the source of this 177-nucleotide messenger RNA. The record is from the annotation of a GenBank genome assembly. Lineage: Eukaryota; Fungi; Glomeromycota; Glomeromycetes; Diversisporales; Gigasporaceae.